Drosophila navojoa is the source of this 1809-nucleotide messenger RNA. RefSeq names its product Ionotropic receptor 7d (gene Ir7d). The record is from RefSeq and is a predicted model, not a curated record. NCBI's taxonomy places the organism in Eukaryota, Metazoa, Arthropoda, Insecta, Diptera, Drosophilidae.
AUGGAGCUGAACGCUGUGCAUUUGCUGCUGCUGCUUGGGCUUAGCUGUGGCUGUCCACCCGGACAGAAUACGGCGGAUGAAGAACUGGCGACAAAUUUGAGUAAAUCAAUGCAAAUGAUAUUUGCACAGACCUGUGAGGCCCACGACAUGAGCGUCUUCAUCAGCACCAGCUACAAGAGUCAACUGCCACGGGGGGAGCGACGCCUGGUGGAGCGCGUGCUGACGCACUGCCUGGGCGCCAUGGUGCCCCGCGUGCUGGGCGAGCGGCUAGAGGAGUCAGUGGGCCUGCGCACACAAAUGCUGCUGUUCUUUGUGCCGGAUGCCAGACAGUUCAUCGCGGCCAGCAAUCGCAAUCCGCGCAUGAACAUGGCUCACAAAUACAAAUACCUCAUCGUGCUGAUGGCUGGGCGAGCUGACGCCGCCUGGCAGCGGGCGCAGAUGAGCCAGAUCUUUGGGUAUUUGCUGCACCAGCGCUACAACGUGCACGUGCUGCUGCUGCUGGCCGAGCUGCGGGCGGGCAGAGUCAGCAGCUACACCUACUAUCCGUACUCUGGUGCUCGCGGCUGUGAGGAUACGCAGGCGCUGCCUGUGCCGCUGCAGCAGGCGCGCCUCUACCAGAUCUAUCCACAGAAGCUGCACAAUCUGCACGGCUGUCCCCUGCACGUGGUCGUCUGGCAGAUACGGCCGUACAUGCGGCUGCAUAUGGAGCGAACGCGGCCCAGCGAUCGAAUCUCUGGCAUCGAUGCCGACAUACUGAAGGUGCUGGCGAGCAGGCUGAACUUCAGCCUGGCCCUGGUGGCCAAUGAGCCGGCGGAUUUGAUUGGCGGCGUCAGCUACAUGAACGGCACCAUGACCGGCGCCUUCCACAUGCUCCAGCAGAGACGGGCGAAUCUUACGCUCGGAUUUGCCGCCUGCAUGCCGGCUCGCUACAAGCAUCUGUCCAGCACGCUGCCCUACAGCCAGGUGGAGUAUGUGCUGGUGCUGCGCACGGCUCGUCCGUACAGCGUCUACGAGAUCAUGCUGUUUCCGUUCGACUCGCGCGUCUGGCUGCUGGUGCUUGCGCUGGCUGCACUGCGUCUGCUGUGCUGGGAGAGCGGCUGGCGUCGCGUUGCACUCCUCGAUCUGGCCUGGAUUCUGGCGGUCUUCAUGCUGCGCAUGUGCUACGAGAGCUCCGUCUUUAUGUUCCUCUACAAUGCACCGACUCGCCCUCUGCCUGACAGCCUGGAGCAGGCGCUCGUGCAGGAUUACCAAUUCAUAACGGAUCAUGCCACGUACCGCAUGACAGCUUCGCUGCCCGCGCUAAGGGCACGCACUCGCAUCCUGCCCGGCCAACCGGUGGACAUGCUCGAGCAGCUGCAGGCCCAGCCGGAAUGGCAGCGAGUCGCCACCAUCAGCACGGCCAGCUUUGUGGCCGACUAUCUGGGCGGGCAGCGGACGAAGCACCACCGACUCGUUCUGGCCAGCAACAAGAUCGUGGACAACAUGAUCUGCGUGCACUUCCCGAUGGGCUCCUACUUGACCUCCAAUUUCAAUCACAUGCUGUUCCUCAUGCGCAGCUCCGGCAUUGGACCGCACAUCGUCAAUCGGCUCAAGUCGUCGCAUCUGGCCACCUCCAUGAGCGCUCGACUGAAUCCCCUGAAGCACUGCGCCGACUAUGUGGCUCAGUUCAAUGAGUGCAUGCGUUUCAUCUAUGCCGCCCUCAAUUGCCUCCUGUUUGCCCACUCCCUGGCGCUGGUCAUCUUCCUGCUCGAGCUAUUCAGUGGACACGAACGCAUGCGCUGGCUAUCUAGGAUUUUGGAGCGGCUGUAA